CCUCUUAUAACAGCUAUGCCUGAACCCAUGGUUCUGUCCAAGGAGCCAGUGACCAUCCUGUGCCCAGGGCCUGCAGAAGCUAAAGCAUAUGUGAUAUCUAAAGUGGGAAGCCCUGAGCCCUCAGACACAGAGAAACAACUGCUGUCUAACACUACCAAUAUUUUGCGUAUUGCAGAGAUGACACCAGACCAAGCAGGGCUGUACCACUGCUCCUAUCAGAGUGGACACAGCUGGGCCAAGUUCAGCAACCCCUGCAGCUGGUGUUGUCCGUUUGAUGCAUUUAUUCUUAUUGAAGAAGACGAUGUUCUCACCAUCCAGGACCAAAGCUCCACUCCCAAGGGUGGUGGACCUCAUGCUGUCUUCCUCUUGAAUCACGUCUCCUCCACACAGCCCAGGACAUACAGAUGCUGCGGUGCCCUCCGCAAUUACCCCUAUGUGUGGUCUCACCCCAGUGACCCAUUGCAGCUUCAAGUCAGAGAGCCUGCUGUUUGGCAUGCUUCUGCAGAGAAUCAAGUCCAGAUGAGCCUGGCUGGCCUGAUUCUCUUGGUCCUGGGGGUCCUAUUGGCUGAGGCCUGCUACAGCUGUAAGAUGCCCUUAAAUGGAGCCAUAAAAUCUACUGAACAGACAUCUGUGAACCCGGCACCCCUGGCAGUGGUGCAGCCAACACCUCCAGACAACCCAGGAGCAGCAGCAAAACAUGAGCCCAUGGAGAGCUGA
Molecule: messenger RNA, 717 nt
Organism: Ceratotherium simum simum (southern white rhinoceros)
Lineage: Eukaryota; Metazoa; Chordata; Mammalia; Perissodactyla; Rhinocerotidae
Source: RefSeq, a predicted model, not a curated record